This is a messenger RNA of Melanotaenia boesemani (Boeseman's rainbowfish), 12390 nucleotides long. RefSeq names its product creb3 regulatory factor (gene crebrf). The record is from RefSeq and is a predicted model, not a curated record. Gene Ontology annotation, biological process: response to unfolded protein; regulation of transcription by RNA polymerase II. Bases 359 to 2527 code for a protein of 722 amino acids. The transcript has 10 exons. Gene Ontology annotation, cellular component: nucleus. NCBI's taxonomy places the organism in Eukaryota, Metazoa, Chordata, Actinopteri, Atheriniformes, Melanotaeniidae. Gene Ontology annotation, molecular function: RNA polymerase II transcription regulatory region sequence-specific DNA binding; DNA-binding transcription factor activity, RNA polymerase II-specific.
AGGAGAAAAACAAAACAAACCCGAGAGAGCUUUAACAGCGUGUGGACUCCAUUGAAAAGGGAACCCUAUUAUCUCCAACACGGGAACCUGCACGAGGUCCAACACCGGUGGAGGCGUAUGCAGGGGUGCCUUAAAAACCUGAAGCAUACGGAGAACGGCAAGAAACCACGACAGACCAGAACCAGGUUGAGCCCAGUGACUCACCCUCUCCCUCCCCCCUCCCCUCCCUCCCUCCCACCACUCUGCGAUUGUAUCCCUCACCAGUAAUCCAUUGUGCUGAUCUGAUAACGUCACACCACUGGGACUGGACAGGAGACCCAGAGGUUUCCGCCGCUGGAGCUUGAAGCUGUGCCUGGCAAUGCCUCAGCCCAGCGUCAGUGGGAUGGAGCCUCCCUUUGGGGACGCCUUUCAGAACUACUCAUUUGCUGACCAGGCCCUGACCAGCACUGAGCUGCUGGCAACCAGUUCUGACCCAGAUUUCAUGUAUGAACUGGACAGAGACAUUACCCACCAGCAAAGUCCCUGUGGGGACAGCCUAGUGGGGGUCGGAGAUGGUGGUAAGGAGGUGGAGGGAGGGAUUGAUCAGCUCAUAGGUCUGGGAGAGUGUGAGACAGUGUGCAGCAGCUCAGCGUUUGAACAGUGGGACUCCUGGGAAGACCUCACCAGAUACACACGACUGGCCAGCUGUGACAUCUGGGGAACCAAAGAGGUGGACUUCCUUGGAUUGGAUGACUUCUCCAGUCCCUACCAGGAUGAGGAAGUGAUUAGUCGAACUCCAACACUGGCGCAGCUCAAUAGUGAGGAUUCACUGCCUGUCUGUGAGGCCUUCUACCCUCCUGUUGACAUGAGCGUGUCUACCCCCCAGCCUCAGCCACAGUCACCCCAGCUCCCCUCUCACAGUAAGAGACUUUUGGUCCCUGGCCAAGGAUCAGGCCCUGGCUCUGUACGGCCUUCUCCAAGCCCCACAACCUCCUCCCGUGCUUCCCGAAGCCUUCUUCCAGACUUUCCCGAAGGUUUCCAGAAAGCAACCAGACCUGUUCCCUCAAGCACUGAGACUAUGGCCAAGACCCAGUACCACCUCAGCCCCACCCAGGACAAGGCUCAAACCAAACCCUAUGGGCGAGGAACCAAGACAGCUGUUCCAACUUCUCACGGCUCUGACUUUGUGCGGAAGGCUAAAGUACGCGUGAGUUUGAUACACAGAGCUCAAGCUGACAUGCCUCCUCAGACAGAUUUUGAAAGGUCAGACCCCUCUUUGUCUCUCUCCCAGCCUCAAGAUGAGAAGGCCUCCACUUCAGCAAGUGCCAACUUGUUGGGACUUCCUUCUGCUGCAGCCAGUAGCUCCAGCAGCCUGGCGAGCUUUGAUAGGAAAGCAGAUGGGACAGUGAGGAGAGAGAUGCCUGUAAGCUGGUCUUCCUCUGUGCCUAAGCUGGUUGAGGGUAGCCAGGCUCUGGAGGACAGCACAUCUGUACUGGUGAGCAGUGAAGAUGUGACAGGGGCUAACGGUAGCAGCACUGGUGGCAUUCUGGUAGUCGAGGAUUCAGAGCAGAGCAAGGAGGAGGAGCACAACUACUCGCUGUUCCUGACCCGGAGCGGACUUUCAAGCAGACUUCAUUCCCAGCUAGAGGAAGAUGAGGAUGAAGACGACGAGGAUGAGGCGGAAGAGGGUGAAGGCGAUGGGCUGGACUUAGAUGAUGAAGACCAUGAUGAGGGUUUCGGAAGUGAGCAUGAGCUGUCUGAAAAUGAGGAGGAGGAAGAAGAAGAGGAGGAUGAAGACUAUGAGGCAGACAAAGAUGAUGACAUGAGUGAUGCCUUUUCUGAGCCAGGCUGUGAAAUGGAGCUGAUGGAUGAUAUUAAAGGCCUGACAGCUGGGGUCUCCAGUCGGAAGAGAGCAAAGCGCCGUUACUUCUGGGAAUACAGCGAGCAGCUCACCCCCUUCAAACAGGAACGUAUGCUGAAGCCAUCUGAAUGGGAUAGGCACACGUUGCCUAGCAACCUGUAUCAGAAGAAUGGGCCUCUUCAUGGUAAAUACAUGCUAAAGAAGUCUCGGCGCACUGACGUGGAAGACCUGACUCCCAAUCCACGCAAGCUGCUGCAGAUUGGCACAGAGCUUCGCAAGCUGAACAAGGUGAUCAGUGACUUGACCCCAGUCAGUGAGCUGCCACUGACAGCAAGACCGCGGUCCCGCAAGGAGAAGAACAAGCUGGCAUCCAGGGCCUGUCGUUUAAAAAAGAAGGCCCAGUAUGAGGCAAACAAGGUGAAGCUUUGGGGACUCAGUACAGAGUAUGAUCAGCUGCUGUUUGUGAUCAACGCCAUCAAGGAGGAGAUUAUGAUGCGAGUGGAGGACUCUUCUCCGCGUCAAACCAACAUGACGGACACCCUGGAACACCUCAUCCAGGAGACACUUGUGCCAUCACCUGUUGCUGGGCAGACUUCAGACUUUGUUAACAAGAUCUUGGAGAACACCGGACGUGGUGAUCCCACUGGCGGAUUGGUCGGCCUGCGAGUCCCCACCUCCAAAAUCUAGACAAACCGCCGUCCACUGAGAGGAGUGGACUAAACAUUACCACCGUGCUGUCCCAUUGUAACUAUGGUCCCCUCUGCAUGCCCCUCCAACCCAGAGUACAUGCACAUUGUUAGUCACACAAGCACACAUACCACUCCCAGUGUGUAUGUAUGUGUGCUUGUUUUAUGCCAUGCAUUCGUAUGGCACACACCCUAGCUUCCCGUCUCUGCACGCUGCGUGUAGAGUCGGCUCAUCACUGUCUCCCAACCCAUUGUGACCGCCUGUUGGGAGAAGCACGUCUAAAAGCAAGUGAUGGUUAGGUGUACAGCUAAUAGCACGUCCCUUAAAUCCACUGGUGAAUAUUAGGUGUAUUUAACAGAGCAUUGUGUUGGGUUGGUGUGCAGGACUUAGACAGUUACACCACUGGAAUACUUUCACUCAAUUUGUUUGAGGUGGUAAUGAUGAUGAGGAAGGAUUGUUACAUGCCAGACACUGUCAACCAUUGAAUAAGUUCCAGUUGUCAUUUUUUACAGCGGCUCACCCCAAAUGGUAAAAGAAAAAAAGAAAAAAAAAAAAGAAUUCCAGGUUGUUAAAUUGCCCACUCACUUAAGCACUUUGAUAAAAUUGGCUCUGGUAGCCAAGAAAGCUGCAGAGAGAAAAAAAAAGCAGGGUGGCAGGAGAUAUUUUGUAGUGAAGGCCUAAAUAUGUUCAUGCCAUCCCGUUUGCCAAUCAGCUCUGCUGAUGUAAAAAAUACUAUCAGCAAAUUAAUGCUUAACGCAGACAAAAAAAAGUGGUAGAACAAGAAACUGGUCAGUUAAAAAAGAUUUAAGUGAAAGACAUCCUGCUGGUUUUAUAGUUUGUGGUGGAUAGGAGAAAGCUUUCAUGGCUGAUUAUGACAAUGCAACACCAGUAGGUUGACCAUGUGGGGAGCAAAUGAUUGUAGCAUGGUGCUUUAUGACCUUGUGCUGGUUAUAACUGGACUGGGUGAAAACAGGGCAUUUUGCCAGUAAUGGGAACAGAUGGACUGUGAGGAAGAUGACCAUGAUAAAGACAACUUAAACGGUGAUCCAUCUCCUCCAGGAAACUGUAUAUAAAAGUGUCUCCCAGGCACCGGCUCCCCUUUUAUGUACAGUAGAGUUGACCAGGCAGUUGUGGUGAUGACAGUGUGGUGUGUUCAUACUAGUGUUUGAUCAGAGUUCUAUUCAUUGUGCCUUGUGUAUGUAUGUGUGUUUCUCUGUGAGUCUGAGUGAGUGUGUGUGUGUGAGAAGGGCUGACCAAGAAGAAAAUGAUUGAUCAGAACUCCUUGUGGUCCAGCUUAAAAGAGAAGUGUGUUAGUGAAUAAGAGGAGAGACAAACUUGUGGGGUUUGGUGUGUGUUUCAGUUGUUUAAAGAUAUACUGAAUGUACAUAAACAAAUGGAAGCUCUUGUUGCAUGAUGCCACAGAGUCUGUGUAUAUAGGAGGGCUCUGCAAUAGAAUACUUUUGGUUUUUGGUACUCUGUGUUUGGGGAUCGGGGGCUGGGUUAACAAAUAUUUUUCGUUCAGAGUUAAAAAAAAAAUAUUUGCACACUAUAUUUUGAUUGUUUUUUUGUACCAAAGACACAUGCAACGACAUGGCGACCAGCCAGUUAAAGUAAGGUUUUGCACAGCUUACCUGACGCCGUAUUGAAUGUAAGGAAUGUGGGAGGGUCAGGGAACUUCAUAGAACUGUGAAAUUAGCUUGGGUCCAAUUCUGUACAGAAAAGGAACAUUCAUUUGUGUUUUUGAAUCUGAAAAUUAACCCCGUCUAUGGGCUUCUCCUGUAGAUUUGUUGCUUAGGAAGCACUUCAUUCCUAAACUGAUUCCUCCCUCCACAUGAUAAGUGUAUUAAUGGCGCUAGCUAGGACAAAAACCAAGAGCGCUAGUAGAUAAGCUAUGUUACAUUUUUGCUUGUUUGUCAAAAUGUCACCAACAAUAACCAAAAUGUUCCUGUGUCACGUGUUUGAUUUCUGUAUGUAGACAAGGUCUAGUUCACAAGCGAAAUAUUAACUGAAUUGUGUUUAAGUACUGUAUAUAGAGAUAUUAAUGAUAUAUCUAUCAAUGGUGAAAUGCCACUUUUCAUGACAAUUAUUAAUUUUUAAGCAUGACACAUUUCUAAAGCCUAUCCUUGCAUCAAGAAAGUUAGAGGAAAAAAACCCCACAAAAACAAACAAAAAAAAGUUCUCAUUAUAUUUUUGUAUUUUAGCUUUCUGCUAGCUAUCCUGUCAUUAUGGAAGCAUUUACUGGUCAGAGAAGGAGACGGGGAGGAAGAGAGGAAAACAUUUUAGAUCCAAAUCUGAUAGAUUGAUCUAAAUACAUACACUUGACCCCUUUCCUUUUUCUUUGCUAACAGUAAAACACAGUGACCCAGGGCUGCUUUAUUUUAAACACAGUGCAGCAAAGCCUUGGUCAGUGAGGAGAAUGAGGUCAUGCUGUCUUUAGUGAGGACAGACGCCGUGGAGAUGUGCGUGCAGAUGAGGAACCAGCUGUUGUGCUGCCUUAGAUGCUGUAAGAAAGCCAAAGCUAUUUGAGUCUGUACGACACUGAUCUGGAUCCAGAUCUUCCCAUCGUUUAUUUAGUUAACCAUAAAGCCAGCUGAAUUUUGCAUUUCCAGGAAUUGUUUCCUCUGGGGUUGCAUUGCUGUAUUGAAUAUACCUGUCUGGCCUCACCUUGCCUUUAGCCUUGCAGCCUUCCUCUCCAAAUACAUUUUUUAGGCCAUAAAGUGGCACACUGUGCAACCUAUUAACAUGCCCGAUGUUUUAUCUUCCUGUUGUGGCCCCUCAGAGGAAGUGUUUUCCAAGGAAGUGUCAAAAUUCUACCUGAGUUCAGUCAUUUGACAGCCAAAUAUAAUCGGGAGUAUAAUCUGAGGCUGAAUUCGAGAUCGUUUGAAGUGAUAACCGUUUCCUUUACAGAAGGAUUUCUGAUUACAGGGAGGUUUUGGUUUGUUUGUAUUUUAUCCGUUCCGUCUAAAAAGGGAGAAAUGGUGCUUUUUCUGAAACUAGAAUGACAAGUUUCCGCGAUACUUAUUUAACUUCUUUGACUAGUUGUAGCCUAAAGACCUGCUCACCCCUACUGUCCUCGGCUAUUUUACGUAGUAGUGAUUCAUUUUUGUAAAUAAACUGAGUUAACAUGUAUCUUUUAAAUGUUAGAUAUAUGUGUAGAUUACUCUAUCUUAUAUGUUUAAAAAGCAAAGCACUUUGUCCAAAAAAGAAAAAAAAACAAAACAAACAGAAGCAUUUUUUUUUCUUCCAUUUGCUGCUAAAUGGCCUUGUGUGAAUGCUGCAAGUGUACUUGACGACAACUUGCUUGGAUAAGUCUAUUACCUGACAUGGCUAUUUCUAUGAGCUAGCAAGGAAUAGGUGUGUGGCCUGACGAGGGUUAGAUCUACAUAUUUCUGGAGCCGAGAAAUGAUAUAAGCUGUUGUGUGAAAGCGUAUCAUUGCUUGGCUUUGGGAAGCCCAGUGUCUUGACAGGAUAGGUCUAUGUCCUGGUCAGGGAUGGUGUGAUAGUAUGUUUGUGGUCUUAAAACAAAAUCAUAACAAAAAAACAAAAAAAAAAGAGGGUUUUGAUUCCAGGGCCCCUACGUUGAUCCUGAUGCUGACCCCCUUGGCGUCAUGAAUCAUUUGCCUUCAGUAGAGGUUUCCUAUGGAAAAACUGAUUCUGCUUUGGCUUCCUCUUCAGGGUGAUGUACAGUGUAGACACAUUUCUUCAGAGAGCUAUAUUGUUAUCAUUUGUAAACUGAUUUCUACUUGUGACUUAAUGAGGUGGGGUGUAGCCUGGGGCGGCCAGGAAGAGCACGCUUGAACGAUGUUGUUCCUGGCUGCCUUGGGGGAAGUUACUAUAUCACUGUACUGUAUGGCAAGCCAAUUACAAAUGGAGACUCAAUCCGGACACUUAUUGCCUUCUGAAAUAACUUCAUAUACACACAAACGAAAAUAAAAACAUGGCAGACAUGUUUGUAGCUAAUGGGCAUGCCCUGUGUUUAUGACAUUGUUCUGCCAGUAUGGUAAACAACAACAACAUAAAUCAUUCAGCCCGAUUGGCUCAAAACAACCUCGACCGAAGCAGCAGACGUGGUGAAACUUUUCUGGAAAAAUGGCUUCAAAGAUCCAAACAACUUGACGUGUGUCUUUUGGGAUAAUAUUUGAAGCAUUUUUUUCAGCUAUGAUUUGAAACCAAGUCUGGUAGGGGGUCAACAGUGGUUACAGGGCCGCUGGUUGGCGGCCAGCUGACAAAUGAGGUGUCCGUGUUUUGCCGUCGAUCACAAGGCUGGUUCAAGAAAGAGUCCUCAAAGGUUUUUACAUUUAGGCGCAAGCUGUGCAACUUUACAUUGAAACCAGGAGACUCUGUGGCAUUUUAACAGUCAAGGAAAUGAGUAGAAAUCCACGCCAGUAAAACUAUUCCUUAUUCUUUUUAUUUCUGAUUACAUUAAUCCUAUACAGUCAUUUAUUAAGCUAAUAGAGUGUGUAAUUUUGUGCUACUCUUGUCCAAUAAAAGCUACGUGGAUCCAUAAAGCUCUUCUUCAGCAAAUCAGGGUAAUAUUGUUCUUCUAUCUGACAUAUGUGGUGACAUAUAAAAUCAAAAAGAAAAUAUAUUUAUGUAUUCCAAUUAUUGUCGCCAUUCUUUACUCUGUACAAUAUACUGUCUGUGUGUGUUAUGAAUUAUAAAUGUCAAUUACUAUGGUGCAAUGCUCUACACAAAGUAAAAACAAAGGCCAACAAACACAUAAAAAUUAAUUAAAAACAAGAAAAAAAAAUUCUGCAACAUCUUCCCCUCAUGAAGGAUUUGACUGGUGUUCAGUGAUCCAACUGGGGUUUGUCACAUGGUGCUGAUUACUGUUCAUCACACAAGAAGUAGUGCCCCCCUCCCCGAUCAUUUUCAUUGGUUAAUGGCAGGAUUAUACUGUUGGACCAAUCAGAGGAAGAUUCACACAGAUUCUUGCUCUAAACAACAAUAGAAUGGUGAUUUCUGUGUUAUUGACCUGUAUGAUCGCUGUUGUUGAGCAUAGCAUUACUUCUUUUGUAAAAGCCAGUCUCCUGGGUUUGACACCACAGCCAUUGCCAUGGUCAUAGCAGACAAAACACCUUUAGCAUCAAAGCAUAGACAUAUAAUUUAAUGUUUUGUUAGAAUCAUCUCCAGAAGUCAAAUCCUUCCUGUAUGUAACUUGGUACCAAUUAGUGAAAGUGUUCGCUGACACAUUUUUCAGCUGGCAUGGCUCCACAUGACUGCUAAUAUUUAACAAUUCUUUCGCUUGUGACAUCUUUAUAAGAGGGUGUGUCAGUGUCGUGAUUACAGCCUGAUGUGUCUGUAACAGAGAUGUUUUAUUGAAGGAUAAGGACAAUUGAAGGAUAGUUUUUUAAGAAUAAUUGCUACCAAACUACAAGCAGUGAUUAUUUUAGGAAACUUCUUAGGAUUGUACACAGUUGUAAAAUAAGUGUUACCAAAUUUCCUUAAACGAUUGGGUUUGUAAAGACCUCUUGCUGGCUGUGUUGUCAGACCCCUGAGUCUGGCUUUAAGUAGCCUUUGUAUCAUUUCAAAUGUUUCCUGAGUUGUUUGAACCCAUGUUCUUAUUGCUUGCAAAAACACCUGAUCCUCAGAGGCUGUGUGCUUACCCCCCCUCCACAUUUUCCUCUCUGAGACAAGAAAGCAGCAGGACUUAUGUUUCUGCAUGCUGAUUCCCGCAUUAGCACUGAGAGAAUCAAGUGACAUCUGGAGUCCCUUAGAAAAUGGGGAAAUAAUCGUCACAAAAUUGUUGCAUGGCUUUUGGAGCUCUCUGUACUCUCAGUCACAUGAUUUCAUACUUGCUGCUAUUGAAUGAGCACAAAAAGACUUCAGAUUUUGGUCCAAGGGUGCCCAUGACAUAUUUACCAUAUAUAUAUAUAUAUAUAUAUAUAUAUAUAUAUCCCACAGUCCCCUUCCCUGUUUUUUCCAAACCUUCUUUUUUUCUACCAGUCAAAAGACCAACAACGUUACUCACUUUGCACUUGGUUUUUACACUUACCAGGAAAAUAUAAGAAGAAAAAACAAACAAAAAAACAAACAAAAAAAAUCGACAUUUUGAGAUACGAUGCCUGCUAAACCAGGUGCCUUAAUCAAAUAUAUGAGAACACAAAUCUGCACCUUUUGUCAGUCUGAAGGGGUUUCCCUACAGAAGCAAGGGGCUGGGUUUCCCAAAAUGUAAACUUGAAGAACAUUUCUGAGAUGAAAACCUUAACCCCAUUUUCUAUAAUCAAUCCUUAACAGCAGAUCAGAGCUUUCAUGUCUUGAUAGUUCAAUAGUUUCCCUUUAGUAUUACUGAAGAAGAGACAAAUUGCCGUUCAACUUGAUGUUUUGGGAAACCUGGUUCUGUUUUUAACUCUUUCUCUGCCCACUAUGCCACAUUAUUGUGUUUUCUGUAUUGGCUGCUGCUGCUAUCACUGUUGGUGUGUCUGUGUAGAGAAGAAAAAACUUCCACUGUGUCCGUGACAGAGGGAGACUUGGACGUGCUUUUUAACUGGUCAAUAACAAUGCAUUCUUCUUCUGAGGUUUUGAUGUGGAGCACCGUAUUGCUGCCUCUUGAGACCUUUUCAUGACAGAAAAAAAUAAAGAAGAACUUUCCAUUUCUUAACUUUGCUAUAAUGAAGUGCCAGACCCUCCUUGAAGUCAGUGUUGGCACUGAGUCGCUGGUUGCGAAUGAAGCGACAUACUGAGCAUGGAGGUAAACUGUGGUGCUAAUCUGUCUGUUGGCUGGGUGCUACAGUAACAUGGCUGUGUUGAAUUUUAGCCAUAUUGUUCUUUCUGUUGAUGACAGGUCAGUCUUGUGUUUCUGACUGCUGCACUGCUGUAUGCUGACGUAGCGAGGUGUAACUCUGCUGCUGCUGCUUUGCUGAUGAAUGUAGACUAGUCUUCCUCAGCAGGAUCACACAGACAGACAAGAGUGUCUGGUGGAGCUUUUUUCCUGUUCGAGUUUGUUUGGCGCUCUUAGAGGGAGACCCUGGUCAUCAGGAUCUAGAUGGAUCUUGAAUGUUGUGAAUCUUUCUAUGGCUGCUGUCUUUGCUUGUAUGUUUAAACUUUUUUUUUUUAUUAAUAUUAUUUAUAUUCAUGCUCUGACUCAGUAAAAUGUUGCAUGUUUCAUUUUUUCCCCCUAAAUUAUGUUUUGCCCUUUUCUCUGACCCCUGUGAUCAUGCCAUUAUUUGCUAUUUAUUUAUGAAGUCCUUUUAUUUAACCUGCAACCAAACAAGUUAUUAAAUCUAAAGAAGCAGGCAUCCUUGAGCCAGAGACUUCUCAUGAGAUUUGCAGACAGAAAUCAAAAAACAGAAAUCACAUUUCUAAUUUUUAUUCAUUGUGUUAUAAAUUACUCACAAAAAGUUUGGUAUGCUCAACUUUUGGGUGAAAUUUACAGAUAAUGAAAAAAGUUUAUGUUCUGCUGAUAUUAUAAUAUGAAUGUAUGGUAUUUAAGUAGAAUUAUAGAAAGGUAAUUCCCUCAUCCCCAAAUAAUUUUAAUAACUAGCAACAUAGGAAGACCACAGUGAGUACCCAAGCAGGGCUCUUAACCCUAACUUGUUCCCCUGUGUGCCAUAAAAAUAGUAGCUCACUGGUCCUGGUCAAAUUAGGAUGGGUCAAAUCCAGAGAAAGAGUUUCCCAAUUGGGAUUAUUAAAGUAUACAUAGUCAGUAGAUUAUUGAAACAAAAGCUAACAACAAUGGUGGGUAUACCACAACAUAAAAAUGACAGUAACUCAAUAGCUUGUCAUGUGUUAGGUGUCGUCUUGGUCUAAAGCAUGCUGUGCAAUAAGUACUUCAAUAUGGAAAACUUGUACAUGUGCACAAAGUCCAAUUGAAUUCACUGUUAAAGGUUAUAAUGUAUUUUAGGUUCAUUCUGACAUUAUACAAAAAGCUGAACAUCCCUAACUUUUGGUGAGUAGUUUAUAUUGACCCUUUGAACAAUUAAGUUACAGAUCUUGAAAACAUUGAAUUUUAAAAACAUCAUCACAAGUAACUUGUAAAAAAAAGUAUUACAUGGCCAAAAAGAAUCAUGUUAAACAGGAAUUUUAGAUAAACGAAUCAGUCAGAUUUUAAACAUGUCCACUCAUUUCCAUCACAAGUUCAUUUGUUUUUAAAAUAAUGAAGUUAUUUCCAAUAUUCCCAAUAAUCUUUUGGAAAUUCCUUUAUGCAAUUUCUUACUUUGGGAUGAAAAUUAUACCAUCAGUAAGUUCAGCUUAGUCCAAAGGACACACACAGGAGACAGUAAGGUUGUCCAAAGACUUUCAGGAACUAGUUCCUGGCAAGGCUUAAUGCCUUCUUUGAAUCUUAUGGUUGUUGUGGGGUUGCUCUGUAACCAGUGUAGAGACCAAAAAAUUCCCAGAAUGAAAUUUGUAGUGAUUUUUUCCUAUCAUGUGGAAAGAGAUUUACAACUGAGUUUGAGUGAUUGCUGUCUGUGAGACCCAUGAAAUGUUCUGUAAUUUGAGGUCUGAUAUGGGUUGUGUGAGGGUUGUUAAGCCGGGCUUAUACGCUCACCAAACCGAACCGCACCUUGAAGCAACUCUUGUGUCAGAACUCUUGACUGAGGUUUAGGCGUAUCGUAGCUCUGAAGCUCAGGUUAGAAGUCGGCUCGCUUGCUUUCUCGAUCCUCUGUGGGGACAUUUAGUGAGAUUUGUGGGAAAAAUUUGACUGCGACAGAUGUUCUUUCCCUUCUCUGUGCUUUAUUUUAAGUUUAAUUUCAUUUUUGUUUUCUUAUUUUCUUUUGUAGAAGGGCUUUGGUUCGCAGUUGUCUUGUCAGGGAGCCCCUGAGAUUAACCAGGGGUCAUUAAAGGCUGGUGGGCAGAGACCCCUCACCUUCCCCUGCAGUAAAUGAUGGGGGAAGAUGUUGUCUCCUCUUCUGCAGACUGAUCUUACAAAAGCAAACAACAACAACUCACCCUCGAUAAUAAAAACAAAACUCUUUCUAUUUCUACUCAUGUCCAACUCAUCAUCUACAUCUUCUUCCAGACUUGCCAAAAUGCACGGAGCAAGAGACAUUUAACAAAAUGUUUAUCUUAAAACAUCUGUUUCUUUUCUCUCUUUUUAUAGUCAAAUAACAACAGACAGUCAGACAAUUUUAUAGGAAAUCCAUACAAGCCAAACAUGUAGAGGAUGUGGGAGGUAUCGGUCAUCCUGAGCUCCACAGCUACAUGCUAUUGUUAUGCUCCUGGUCUUGUAUGGUAACUUAUUUGACAAGAUCAACAGCAUGGGAUCUUUCUGUAGUUAGUCCUGUGUGUGUUCCUCUCCCCAGUCUCGGUAGGAAGGCUGUACUUCGUUGCUAAGUGCUCUAUAAUAGAUCUCUUGGUGAUUCUAAUUUCAUAAAGAAGCAAAACCUGCAGAAAGUGUAUCCUGCUGAAACUAACUUGAUCCUCCUUAGCAAUGACGUCUAUAUUUGUAGUUCACAUAUAUGCCUGUUCAAAUACAAUAUCUUGACAGUUGUUAUUUAUGUUGUGUAAUAAAUGUUGUGCUGGGUUUAUAUUUUUGUUUUGACUAACUUUUUCUUUUACAUUAUAUAUUUUUUCUCUUGGAGGCACAGUUGGUGGCUUUAUGCACAGGCGUUGAGAUGUCAAAGAUGUUUUGUUUUCUUUCUCGGUUUGUACUGUAACAGUCCGUUCUGUUUCAGAGCUUCUGACAGUUUUUUUUUUUUUUUUUGGUCUCUGGCUGCUCGACAUCCUACAGACAAUUGCCCUGAAUCUCCGUUGUGUUAUUGUGCCUCUUUUUCUGUUUUUUUUUUUCUUUUUUUCUUUUUUGUAAUCAUUUUUGUCUCUGUUGUAUCAGCCGGGAGUUGGUACUGCAGCUCUGCUUGUAACCAUGUUAGUCUGAUUAUGUUUAUUGAUUUUAAUAUCAAAACAAUAAAACCAUUAGCACCCCA